Molecule: messenger RNA, 2433 nt
Organism: Metarhizium robertsii ARSEF 23
Lineage: Eukaryota; Fungi; Ascomycota; Sordariomycetes; Hypocreales; Clavicipitaceae
Product: glycoside hydrolase family 18 protein
Exons: 4
Coding region: 1-2433 (810 amino acids)
Biological process (GO): carbohydrate metabolic process
Molecular function (GO): chitin binding; hydrolase activity, hydrolyzing O-glycosyl compounds
Source: RefSeq, a predicted model, not a curated record
AUGAAGGCUCUUGUGGCCUUCACAGUGUUCCUGAGCGCCCUCGUCCAACUCACCGUACAGCAAGACGGCGAGUGCAGCGCUACCAACCAAGCUCUGCCCUGCAGGAUGUUAAAGGGAUGCCAGAGCACCUGCGAUCGCAAGUCUGACUGUAACCCCGGUUGGGACAGUGGCGACUUUAGCAAAAAGGAUAAAUAUCCCCUCAAUGUCUGUUGCAGCAAGCACGGCUUCUGCGGCUAUACCGAGGAGUUUUGCAAGGGAAAUGAGGUCAAACGGCCCUCGUGCUCCGUCAGCGACACACCCGUAGACCGAGUCAUCGGCUACUAUGAGGGCUGGGCAACUUCCAACCGCGGCUGUAAUGCCUUGCGACCGGAAGAGAUUCCCUACGGCGCUUACACCCAUCUUAUCUUCAGCUUCGCCACCAUCAACCCUAAGACAUUUGAGGUCUCGCCCGACAACUAUAAGACCGAGGACAUGAUGGAGAGAAUCGGCACCAUGAAGCUCCUCCAGCCUGACCUUAAGAUCUGGGUUGCCCUAGGCGGCUGGUGCUCGCUCGUCAAGUUGAUGGAUAAGUUCAACUUUGACGGCGUGGAUAUUGACUGGGAAUAUCCAGUCGCUCCCGACCGCGACGGCCGCGGUGAAGACUAUGAGAAUAUUGUCACUUUUAUGAAGAAGCUCCGUGAACGUAUGGAUAAGUCCCGCAGAGGCGUGUCCAUGGCUCUCCCCGCCAGCUACUGGUACCUCCAGCACUUUGAUAUUGUUAAGCUUGAGGAGCAUGUCGACUGGUUUAACCUCAUGACGUACGAUAUGCACGGUGCCUGGGAUAUUGAUAAUAAGUGGACUGGUCCCUGGGCGAACUCGCACACUAACCUGACCGAGAUUCAGCUUGGCUUGGAUCUUCUAUGGCGCAACGACAUUAGUCCUAGCAAAGUUACCAUGGGCAUGUCCUACUAUGCUCGUACCUUCACCCUUACAGACCCCGGCUGCAACAAGCCCGGCUGCCGCGUUAGCUCACCCGGCGAGGCGGGCAAAUGCUCUGGCACGGCCGGCGUGUUGCUCCACCCCGAGAUCCAGGAGAUAAUCUACAAGAAUAAUUUAAAGCCUGUACUUAACCGGGAAGUUGCCGUCAAGACCAUCUCAAGGGGCAACCAGUGGACCUCGUUUGACGAUGCCGCGACUUGGCGCCUCAAGGCUAACAAGCUGCGCGGUCAGUGCAUCACGGGCUUCAUGGUAUGGGCCAUCAGCCAGGAUGACGAGUUUGGCACCAAUGCCCAGGCUCUGGCUUCUGUUCUAGGUCGUAAGAAGCUCGAGCUUCCCAACUUUGCUAUCCGCGCCAAAGUGGAAGAUAGUCCCGAUCUUGAGUCCAAGACGUGCCGUUGGACAAGCUGCUACGAGGGCUGCCCGUCCGGCUUUAAAGAGGUCCAGCGUGACGGCCACGAGGAGAUUAUGCUGGACACAACACCCUGCUUUGGCAAGGGUCACGGUUUUAGUCGUCUUUGCUGCCCGACGAGUUUCAAGUCUCCCACGUGCACCUGGCGUGGCCACAGAAAUACUGGCAAAUGCAAACCCGGCUGCAACGAUUUUGAGCUUGAAGUCGGCUCACUGGAUGUGGGCUGCCGUUCGGGAUACCAAUCAGCUUGCUGCAGCGAUACCUUGGUCACGUCUCUGUACAGCAGUUGCGUCUGGACUGGAUGUACCAACAAGGGACAGGAUGCUUGUACAGGCAAUAACCCGCAUUUCCUCACUUCGAGCAGCAUCGGCUCUGGCGGUAUGAAGUCAUGCGAUAAGGGCGAGAAGAGAAGUCUCUGCUGCAUAUCCCCGCCACCUUAUGAUGGCGAUCUCGCCUUCUGCUGCACGGAACCCAAGAAGUUGAAGCCUCGCGAUCAAGACCCUGGCUCUUCAGAGGGCCGCGAGUUCCAAGCUCUGAUCCGCAAGUACAUGGAGAAGCCGACCUGUCCCGCUACCAUUCUCUUCCCGACGGUCCAUGACAAAUUCACUCGUAAGCGUUCCCUAAAGUUCGAGGCAGCCGAAUUCAACGUGCUACGCGCCAGGGCCAAGGAUUGUACCCUAGAUACCUGGGUCCGGCUGCUUCAAUAUACGACGCUCGUGUUCUCGGUCAGCCGCGCCGGCAUGGAUCCCCUCGUCAAGGUAUGGAAUAAGGAGUUUGCCGGCUACUAUGAUAAACAACUAGAGUAUGAGAACCUCCACGCCUUUUUGGGCAAUUACAGAGACUAUGAGCCUCGCAGUGUUGUGGAAUGGGUGCUCUACAACCCAAUUCAAGCCGGACCCGGCAUCAAAGGUGCGGAUGCGGCCAGCCAGGCACUAUGCCGAGUUCCUGGUUCGAGCGCUCGUAGUGUGCCCGAGUCCACCCUCUCUGAUAUUAAGAGCAGAAGGUCGAUGCGUGGAGGACCGGACGAGGUAACAUUCCUGCCCUAG